AUGCCUACCUACCUACCUACCUUCAAUGCUUACCUACCUAUCUACCUGCCUUCCUUCCUUCAAUACCUUUUUACCUACCAACCUACCUUUCUUCCUUCCAUACUUCCUUCCUUCAUUACCAACCUACCUACCUUCUUCCUUCUUUCAAUGCCUACCUACCUGCCUUCCAUACGUCCUUCCUUUAAUACCCACCUACCUACUUACCUUUCUUCCUUCCCUCCUUCCUUCCUUCAAUACCUACUUACCUUCCUUCCUUCAAUACCUACCUACCUAACUUCCGUUAAUACCUACCUACCUACCUACCUACCUACCUACCUACCUUCGGUACCUACCUACUUACUUACGUUCUUUUGUUCCUUCAAUACCUACCUACCUUCCUCCCUUCUUUCAUUUAUUCCUUUCUUCCUUCCUUCAAUACCUAACUCUCUUCAAUAUCUUCAAUACUUUCCUUCCUAUCUACUUUCCUUCCAUACAUUCCUUCGCUCCCCCUUCAAUACUUACCUGCCUUUCAAUACCUUCCUUCCUUCAAUAGUACCUUCCUUCCUUCCUGUUUUACGCACUUUCCUCUUCUUUUCUCUUUCUCAUUAUCAUUCGGACCCACAGAAUUAUUCCUAUGCAUGUUUUUCUAUAAUUUUUCUCUCUCUCUCUCCCUCUCUCUUUCGUAAAAAGUACUCGCUUAAUAACACUUUCUCUCUCUUCCCUCUCUUUCUUAUACCCACCAAUUUCCACGCACAUUUUUCUUUCUCUUCCCUACAAGAUCACCUUCGACAUCAUGUAUUUCUCACUCUCUCAUACGAAAUUCUCUCUUGCGACGUUCCUUUUAACGCCCUCCUAAUGACACUCCCAUAA
Molecule: messenger RNA, 849 nt
Organism: Acanthosepion pharaonis
Lineage: Eukaryota; Metazoa; Mollusca; Cephalopoda; Sepiida; Sepiidae
Source: the annotation of a GenBank genome assembly